ACAGGCUCGUGUUAAGAUAUCUCGGUGAAGCGAGCGGUAUCAGCUGUGAAGGACAGCUGAGAAGAGUCGCUCCUACCCAAACAAAUCAGCGAAACUUUGAUUGGACUUAUCAAAAUAAUAUAUUCAAUACGUGUGUCAUUAGUCAAUCAAAUUUCGCAAGUGAUUCGAAAAUUUACAAGUAACGGUAGACUGCUCUACUCUUUUUAUUAUACAGUCGAUCGAUCGAUCGGCGGACUUAUUUUGCUCUGUUCAACAUUCUUGCGGAAAUAUGUCGAGAAAGAGGCAGUUUACCUGGCAAGAGCUUGCCAGUUUGAAUCUGGAACAUAAUGCACACAUCGCAAUUAACGGGAAGGUUUAUGAUGUGAGUAAAUUCCUUUCUCGUCACCCUGGGGGUAAAGAUGUCCUGUCUAUGGCAGCAGGGAAGGAUGUUACCAUCGUUUUUCAGUCGUAUCAUGCCUUCAGCGACGUUCCACCUAAAAUGCUAGAGAAGUUUUAUGUCGGUGAUUUACUUUCCACGCAGCAUCCUACUUUCCCAGAACCUGGGGCUUUUUACAACACAGUGAGAGAAAGGGUACGGAAACAUUUCGAGGACACAAAACAGGAUCCGAAGAACUCGGGAUGGAUGUGGUUGAGGUACUUUGUCAUCACAGCGAUGACGAUUAUUCUGUGGUUUGCUCAGAUAUUCUUGUCCGCACAAAAUUUCUUCUUGGCUUGUGUCGCGGGAUUUUUGCAUGGAUGGUUCACUGCCUUAUUGUGCAUGUUAAAUGUUCACGAUGCCAGUCAUUUUUCUGUGACAAGUAAUCCUUUUGUAUGGAGACUAGUUGGCCAUAUGCAUGACUAUAUAAAUGGAGCGUCAUACUUCGUUUGGGUACAUCAGCAUAUAUUUGGUCAUCAUCCCUUCACCAACAUCGAUGGGGUCGAUCCGGACAUCAGCACUGCAAAAAAAAAGCCAGAUAUGAGACGAAUCAAGUGGAGCCAGAAUUGGUUACCUCGGUACUUUAACCAGCAUGUAUAUAUGCCUUUAGUAUAUUGCUUGCUGGGCUUCAAGACUUAUCUUCAGGAUUUCACUACAUUUAUAUUCCUGAAAAACAGUACCAUGAGGCUCAAUCCACCCUCAAAAUCGCAUGUAAUUGUGUUUUUUAGUGGAAAACUUUUCUUUUUCAUGCAGAAAGUGAUUCUUCCCUGGAUGUUGCUAUCAUUUUGGAAAAUGGUAGCUCUCUUGUUUCUCGCUGAGAUAGCAGCAGGUUAUUGGUUGGCUCUUACAUUUCAGGCAUCUCAUGUUGUAAGCGAGGUCGAAUGGCCGCUGCCCGAUGAAAAAGGAGUAAUGAAAAGGGAUUGGGCAGAGCUUCAGAUCGAGUCAACACUGGACUAUGCAACAGACAAUUGGUUCUGGAAUGUUUUUACAGGAGCUCUCAAUCAUCAGACAGCCCACCAUCUCUUCCCUGGCAUGAGUCAGUUUUACUAUCCCCAGAUUACUCCCAUCGUCCGUGAGACGUGUAAGGAGUUUGGUGUGAGAUACAAUUACAAGGAGGGCUUCCUUCAGGCGCUUGGUGCUCAUAUUUCACAUCUGAAAGCACUUGGACAAGCGAAGGAAAAACCAGUUGUUACCAGGCCUGAUGAAAAAACGGGGUGAAGAAUGAAUGUGGGUUGUUGAGGACGAAGUGAGCCUGAGAAUGAAGUUUCCAAGUAUUAUAAUUUUUUAUUAUUAAUCUGUAUAAUCAAAAUUUUUUCCUUUCGAUUUGACAAUGUUUAGCAAGGCAAUUUAGUUUUAAAGUAGUUCUCAAUAGUGUCGAACGUGAUCCGAGAUUCUAUUGGUUUGCUUUAGUUUGCGCUGCAAUUGGUCCAGAAAACUACCGCCUUUCUCUCAACAAACCAGAUGCAAAACUCUAACGAGUUUGGUUAUUUUUACUUUGAGUUCUCAUUGACUCUUUAAAAGUACUUUCCUUUCUUCUGAUUGGCCGUUGGGAUGAUUAAUUUUGGUUUUGUGUUUUUUUUUUAACUUUCCUACCAAAAUGAAAUGAUGCAAAUAAACCGAAUGCAAACAUGGAGGACCAUACCACCACCAGUCCUAUCACACAGUCUAAUUACAAGCGUGACGCGUUUACUAUUAAUGUUAGUGCUCAAAUCGUGCUGCACAAGGCCUGAAGCUGCAAUUAAAAGAUGAAUUUUUUU
Stylophora pistillata is the source of this 2172-nucleotide messenger RNA. RefSeq lists its product as uncharacterized. NCBI's taxonomy places the organism in Eukaryota, Metazoa, Cnidaria, Anthozoa, Scleractinia, Pocilloporidae. Gene Ontology annotation, cellular component: membrane. The record is from RefSeq and is a predicted model, not a curated record. Gene Ontology annotation, biological process: lipid metabolic process. Gene Ontology annotation, molecular function: heme binding; oxidoreductase activity, acting on paired donors, with oxidation of a pair of donors resulting in the reduction of molecular oxygen to two molecules of water.